UAAGCCCUUUCAAAGCAUGCCAGACUACAACAAAGAAAUCCUGUUCAAACUCCGCAAGGAAGGAUUCGACGAUGACACAAUCCUCUACUUGUCCCGGACUCGGACAACCGGAGAAAUGCGGUUCACUGCAGAGUCUAUCAAGGUUGACCAAGUUGAACUAGGUAACUUCCUUGAUGCCUUCUUCCGAGGCUACAAGGUAGCCCACGGAAUUGAAGAAAAGGUAGCCGAUGUCUAUGAUCCCACUGUUCCCAUGCACAUGCUGAAGAAACCUGAAGAGAAGAAGAAAGCCACUGGUGAAGUCAUCACAGGCGGUGGAGAAAUGGAUGUUGAUAUGGAAUUCUUAGAAGAGAAGAAGGAAGAAGGCAAACUGGAGUUCCCCAGUUUUGCCCUACCCACUGAGGAAGGAGCUAAAGAAGUGGGAGAGAGGAAGGAAGUCGAGCCUGAUGAGUUUUUUAAGAAGGAUGGUUCAGAAGAGUGGGCUAGGAUCGAAGAGAUUAAGCUAACUCCAGCUUGUCAGAAAGGAUUGAUAGUGAUAAGAGAAGAGAAACCUAAGAAGAAUACACCUAUUGGAGAUUUGGAUGAUUAUAGAGAAACUAGAGAGAAGGAUUUUAUCAGAAGAGAGUCGAAUAAAGGCCUUUUUGAUGAAGAAGCUAUUGAUACUGAUAAACUCAACAUCGCACAAGAUUUAUCCCAAAACAAAGUCUUUCAGAGUCCUGAUAAGUUGGAAGAAUUCGUCAGAAAUGUAGAGAAUACACAUUCAAUGAAACUUGAGAAAUCUAUUUGGAGUAGUGACACUGGGCAAUAUGCAUUUAAAUGUUGUCAAGAAAACAAUCUUGAGGGAAAAAGCAAGGAAUGCCCAUUCACUGUCAGGUUCUACAGAGAUGUGGGAAAUGAUGGUAUUUCACUGAAAUAUGGUAUUUUAGAGCACAAUCAUGGCGAUAAAGAGACGAUCAUCCCAAAUGAAGAUUCUCAAGAGUGUAUAAAGUACUUUGAUGCACAAGAUGUCAAGUUUAAGGAACAAUUCAUGAAAAUUCCGAACGAAAUCGUCAAAAUGGGAAUUUAUCUUGCAAAAAGAGGAGUUCAGGAUGAAAGUAUCUUUGAAGCAUCCAGGAUUUAUCAUAUGAGUACAUAUAGCCAAGAUGUGAGCUUCAACCAAAAAAGACUUUGUGAUGUCCUCUCCUCAUUUGAUCUGAAUGAGAAGGAUGAAUACGACAAACAAAUAGAUUCUUUGAGGACUGAUGAAAAAGACAUGGAUGAAGAGGUAGAUCUGAGCGAUAGUAAUAUUAAAACUAGACCAUAUCUGGAGCAAAGUAUUUAUAGAAUGACCAAGAAGAAACCCAAGCUUUUCUUAAAGGCUCUCACUGAGAAUGAUGGAAGAGUUUUAGCAAUGUUCAUUUGAGAUCAAUCCAGAGUGAAAGAUAUGAACUAUCUCAAUGAUGCUGUAUCUUUUGAUACAGGAUAUAAAGAUCUUUUUGAAGAUAUGCCUAUCAUGGUUUUCAGUUGACUCGACAAUCAUGGAUUUAGCUAUCCACUUGCAAUUUGAGUAUUUUGGGUGCAGAACUCAGUCUGAAUUCAGUGGGCUUUGAGAAUGUAUAAUGAAGCAGGCUAUAGAAGUCCUGAAACAGUGAUAACAGAUAGGGAUGCUGAUCUUAAAUCAGUUAUAUCAUCGAUAUGGCCAAAGUCAAAGCAUGUGUUUUCAAUUUUCCACUUAUAUCACAACAUGCUGAAAUGCUGCAAGAAUAAGACUGAUAAAAAGGUGAAUCAAUUCAAGAAGGACUUUAUGGAGUGUGUUAAAUCCACAACUGUAGAAUGUGUUGGUAAGGCAUGGACCAUUCUCUGAAACUCGUAUAACUCUAUGGAGAGCGAUCAAGGCCCUGACUUUAUGAAAGAGAUUUGGAAGCAUAGGUAUCAUUGGGCGAGACAAUACACCAAUGACGCAUUCCUAUCAGGAAUGCAGAGUAAGGAUAAAGAUAUGUCCCUCAGAGAUGCUUUGGUCAAAAGAGUAAAGUGCCCAAAGAACCAAGCUUGCACAUUAGUGUCUAUCUUUUGUGUCUUACAGGAAGAAUACUUCAGAAGGCUAAAACGAGAAAUUUUAGUAGCAAGGAAGAUGAAAUAUGAAGGAAAGAUCUAUUCGAAACUUAAGAACAAGUUCCCAAGGUUUAUCAUUAAGAAGAUAGAAGAGAUGGAAAAGAAGAGUGAUUCUAAAGACCUCAUCAUUGUCACUGAGAGAACUAAAGAAGGAAUCAGAUAUCCUGUCCUUGAAGAUGGGAAGACUAGGAAGAGAUAUAAGCUUGAUUGUGGAAACUACAAGUGCCAGUGAGGAAGACUCAGCUAUAUGGGAAUUCCUUGCGAGCAUUUGAUCAAGAUUUUAAGAGAAGACAGUGUAGAUUGGCUUGAGAAAGUCGAAAAAGGAGAACUGAUCCACCCACGAUGGAGACUCUAAUCUUUAUUUAACUAAUUAGUUACUAUUUUUAAUAAACAA
Messenger RNA from Moneuplotes crassus, 2482 nucleotides. The record is from the annotation of a GenBank genome assembly. Lineage: Eukaryota; Ciliophora; Spirotrichea; Euplotida; Euplotidae.